Molecule: messenger RNA, 171 nt
Organism: Lymnaea stagnalis (great pond snail)
Lineage: Eukaryota; Metazoa; Mollusca; Gastropoda; Lymnaeidae
Source: the annotation of a GenBank genome assembly
AUGUCCACAGCCAGCAAGAACAAGUUCGGUUAUGACGUCCACUUCAACCUUCAAAACAACCAAUCUCAAAUAACUGGCUCUGCCUCAUUGAAUUGGAACAACCCGGAAGUCACGUGGAAGUAUGUCUCGUGCUCCGCGGAACAGAAAAGUAAUUACACGCAGUGCGAGUGC